Molecule: messenger RNA, 3312 nt
Organism: Scedosporium apiospermum
Lineage: Eukaryota; Fungi; Ascomycota; Sordariomycetes; Microascales; Microascaceae
Exons: 6
Coding region: 1-3312 (1103 amino acids)
Molecular function (GO): 5'-3' DNA helicase activity
Source: RefSeq, a predicted model, not a curated record
AUGUCGACACAAGGUACCCCCGCGGGGCCCUCGAUGCAGCCUCCCACCGCAUCGAAAAAGGCUAGCAAGCCUAGCCGCGGCAGCAACAUGACCAAGGACUGUGUCGUUCUCAUGGGCUCCCCGCCGCAAUUUGUCCUUGGGGCUGGCGAGGAGUUUGGUGGUGCCUCCAAGGUCCGCACCAAAAUCCUCUGCUGGGUUUCUUCGGAUGCGCACCGUUUCCUCGGGUUUAGCCUAUUCUUCCCCCUUGGCGAAGCCCAGCAAAGGAACGAGGAUGAUGGCUAUGGCGUCCACUAUACAGCCAACCGAAGUACGAGCGAUUUCGAUAUCUACCGGGACGACUUCCAAAGACUCACCGUGAUGUUCCCCCGAGACGGAGUCGAUAUUACCUACGAGGAGACGAGCAAAGAGAUCAUGGAUCUCUUGCCUGGCGUGCCAGAUAGGGAUUAUAGUCUCAUCACCGUCAAGCUCAAGGCGGGGAAAAGAGUCCGGGUUGACGGCUAUGGUUGGCCGUAUCGGAAUGCGGACGAGCCCGAGAUGGAGAAGUGGCUGAACCAGGACGAGCCAAUCUUCUCGGGGAUCACGCUUCGUGACUUCUUCAAUGGAGACAGCUUUUCCCUUGUCUUCCCCGAAAGGCUCGAAAUGGCAAAGAAGAAGUUUAACGAGUCCAACCUCCCCGGGCCCUUCAAAUACCCUUACGGCACGGAGCACUCGUACGACCUGGCGCGAUAUGGCCCACUGCUGGACGCGAACAAGGACCCUCGACGCUUCUUGACGGCACUCAGCUUCUAUGACGAGAAUGCGAUGCUCACAGUCCUGACCCAAUCCGUCGUCCAAGAUGCCUUUUGGGUGUACAAGGCUUCAGUGGCUAUCCGAUCGGUCAAAUCCGCUGCCUACUUCAUCCCGAUCGGACCUCGAAACCUCGAUGCCGCCGACAUCAACGACUUCUACGUCGUUGUAUCUCUUCCAAAACAAUUGAAGGCGUCGUACGAGAAGGCCUGGCUGCGGUUGGCCGACGGGCGGAAACCUCUGAAAGUUGAGCUAUACAACGAGCGGGCGGACGGACAAUGUGCCGCGACUUGGGAUUGCCAACUCGUCCACCAUCUCGACAUGGUCCCAGAGUUGGCCGAGCAUCCCAUUCACAAAUGGGAGGUCGUGGUGAAGGUCCGGCGGUCGACUAAGGAGGACGAGCCUUACGUCAACUGCGCAGCCCUAGCUUUCGACGCGGAUAUGAGUGAGGUCAAGCGAAAAGUCAAUUCCCUCUGCACCCUCCAAGCCAGUGCCAAGCCGACCGGUCGUACAAUUUACAAGGACAUGGACUCGGCGAGAGAGCUGCAUAGGGCGAUCUGGCGCGCCACCGGCUUCUGGGAGUACUCCCAGGAGCAUGGACCAGCCACAAAGAAGUGCCUCGACCUCAUCAAGUCCGGAAUUCCCUCGGACUGUGAAGUUCUCCCCAGCGGCCUCCCGGUUCUUGACGUCGUGGGGGAGUGGAAGAACCCGGAGUAUGUCGAUGCUCUCUUCGAGCAGGUUGUCUCGGACGAACGCACUGCGUUCCGGUUUUACAUGACGAAGAGACCCGGAGGCAUCGGCGGUCUCAAUGCUCUACCCGGCUCGGGAAAGACGACGCUUUCGGCGGUAGUGGUCCUGCUGUACCUCUUCACCUUUGGGACGACCCUUUGCUCCGGACCCUCCAACGUCGCCGUCGACAACCUCGCAGAGAGGACGGAUCGCGUCGACCGCGAGACUUGCGACCGGUACAAUAGCAUCGUCCCUCUCACCUGCAAAGAAGACCGAUGCAUCCGCCGCCUGGUCAUCCGCGGGUAUGCGAUGAAGCAGGAACUAGCAGCCUUCAAUCGCCUCCUGGAAGAUCCGGAAGCGCUCGAGGCGCCAGAGCAUGGAUGGAGUCUCGCGUCCAAGUGGAAACUUCCGAAUUCUCUGGCCUUCUGGCUCCUUGUUUGUCUUAACAGCCGCGCUACUCGCGAAAUUCGGACGAUCGACCAGGACGACAACCCGGUCCUCCACGAUAUUCAGGACCUCCUCCAAGACCAGCAAUACGAGUCACUGCGGGACGUCGCCGCCGGUACCAUAACCUGGGAGGAGUACACGGCCGGAGACCCGAUCGAUGAUGACACGAUUCAGGACUUCUUCGUCAACCACCUCAUCCGCCUCGGAGACGUUCUCUGCACGACGCCGGCCCUCACGGAGACCGAGCCCGCCUACCGUAAAUUCAAGCAGCUCAGAACUCAAGCCGUGGUCGUCGAUGAGGCGGGAAACAUGGAACGCGCCGACCUGGCGUGCGUGUGGGGAAACACCGCUUUGCCCUGCUUCGUGGCAGGUGAUCCCCUACAGCUCCCCCCCACGGUCCUCAGCGGAAUGGAGAAGGACGCGCAGGGGAACGUCUGCAACCGCUUCGCGAACGACGGGGCCGUGUCGGCGCUGGAGUGGCUCCAGAAGUCCGGGAUGACUGUGUUCCGUCCCCGUUUCCAAUUCCGCAUGGCGGAGGGUCUCUUUGACUACGUCGGGGAGCUCGUGUAUUCGCACGUCAACUUCACGUACGGACCCAACUGCGGCGUGCAUCUCCCAAAGUUUGCGCCUGGCCGUGCCUUGGAGGCCUUCAUCCAGGCGACCGACUCCCGCGUCACGCCCGCCCCCUCCGGCAAAUUCCUCCCCGCCUUUCUGCAUUGCCCCCGCACGAAGGUGAAAAUGUCGGCCCACAACACGACCUCGAGACUAUCCCCAGACCAGGCCGAGGCGGGGCUCAACUUCAUCCUGGGCUUCCUCAACCACGCCGGGCGGCAGGGCGAGGCCUUAGAGCCCGAAAACAUCACCGUCAUCGCCCCAUACGCCGCGAACGUGCAGUGCAUAAACAAGCUGCUGCGUUCACCCGAAUACGCCGACUUGGCCGGGAUGGCCCCUGCAUCGACGGUGGACUCCUUCCAGGGCCGCGAGGGCGAUAUUGUGGUGCUCAUAAUGGGUACCAACGACAUCACCGGCCCGGGCUUCACCGCCAACGAGAAGCGACUGAACGUGAUGGUGACCCGCCAGCGAUGCGGGCUCGUGAUCGUGGGCGACUUCGGCGUCGUGGGAAGCGUCGAGGGAGGGCCGAGGGAGCGGGUGGUGCGGAUGCACAGGGGCGUCGAUGGCAAGAUAAAGCAGGUGAAUAUGACCAUGCUUUGGAACCUGAUGAACCGACUCUAUGUAGAUGGUCGGGUCAUGCAUCUCCCCGCAGACCACCGCGAGCUCUGGGGGCGUAAGGGCGGAGGCUGGAUGUCUGGUCCCAGUGCUAAACCUAGACUCCACGGCAGGUGGGAGUAG